Molecule: messenger RNA, 1502 nt
Organism: Dalotia coriaria
Lineage: Eukaryota; Metazoa; Arthropoda; Insecta; Coleoptera; Staphylinidae
Exons: 5
Coding region: 503-1396 (297 amino acids)
Molecular function (GO): phosphatase activity
Source: RefSeq, a predicted model, not a curated record
AUGAGCGACUGGAGUAACUAUAGCAAUUGUAUAAUAGUUUUCUAAUUGUCAUAUCUAGUCUAUUAGCCUAUUUAUUAACUAAAACACAUUAAACCAACGCAAAAUUGCAGAAAACUUUCCAUGCAAUUGAUACUCUACCUACAACUACAAUUGAAACUUUUGGAAAUUUUCCAUUUCGGCGCAUUUGCGGUAAUUUUACAUUAAUUGAAACGUUUUAACAUAUUUAUAUUGUUACAUUAAAGUAAUAUACUAGCACGCGUGAAACUUCCGCAAAUAAAUAUGAAUGAAUGUUGAAACACUUUGGAUGUCCGAGCAUUCAUUGAUAACGUGCUCCCAAAGUGUUGGAAAGUUUCCGCUCUUCGAGAGUUCGCAUAUAUAAGGGCCGUCGGCCGAUGCGAUAAUCAUCAGUUCCACACCAGAACUUGCCAGCAACACACAUCGCAACUUGCAAUUGCCAUUUGAAAUCUUCAAAUUUUUAAAUUUGCAAAAUACAUCAUUCAACAUGGUCAAGAAUCUGUCUCAAGUUUCAAGAAACGAAAUCAAUCAGUUUUUGAAUUCGUUCGACAACAUUCUCUUCGAUUGUGAUGGCGUUAUUUUGCUUGGCGAAAAAAUCAUUCCCGGUGUGAAAGAAGCCAUUGAAUACCUGCAAGCCAAAGACAAAGGUAUGAAACUAAUCACCAACAAUUCCUUCCGCACCGAAUCUGAUUGGGACAGUGUCUUCGAAAACGUCGAUCUUGACUUCCGGUCAGAGGACGUCGUCUUCCCAACCAAAGCCGUGGUGACUUAUUUGCAACAACUGAAGUUCGACAAGAAAGUUUUCGUUGUUGGCCCACCACGUAUGCGCAAACAAUUCGAGGAGUCCGGUUUGGAUGUCUACAAGUACAAACCGUGUGAACAACUCCGUGAACUGCAUGACAUUAAAGAUCACGCAUUGGACGAUCCAGAAAUCGGCGCUGUGGUCGUAGAUUUAGAUUUCAACUUGACCUACGCCAAAUUAGUCAAAGCCGGUAUUGUCCUCAAACGUCCCGAUGUCCACUUUAUUCUCUGCGCCUCCGACAAAACAGUUCCAUUGGGUGAUAAUUUCAAAACGAUUGGCUCUGGCUUCAUCGGUGAAACGUUAGAGAUGAUUUCCGGUAGACGCCCAAUUGUUCUAGGCAAGCCCAGCUCUUUGUACAACAAUAUUGUGCAGGACAAAUUCAACCUGAACCCGGAGAGGACAUUAUUCGUUGGAGAUUCAUUAAUCACGGAUAUGUUAUUCGCUACUCGUUGCGGAUACCAAAAGUUGUUGGUAUUGAGUGGUACCACCAGUUAUCAGGACAUGAUGAACUGCCCCAAAGAUUUCGCACCCAAAUAUUACCUGAAUAGUUUGGCUGAUCUUAAAACCUCCUUAAAUUGAGCAGGAAUGAUACUUUAAGAAUAUUUAUUUUGAUUAUGUGAUGUUUUUAGUGUAAUGUAUUACUUGUGAUCAAUUUAAUUAAUAAAAUAUGUAUUAUUCUAAAGUA